AUGGCGUUACGGAGAAUGAAGCUUACUUCCUCCGUGGUUGCGACGACAAGGUCCAAUGUGUAUUGGCCUGAUGGCCAAGCCAGCUUCAUGGAGCUGCGUGGUAUGGUGGACACACCAUUUCCGUUCCCGUUCGCUCAGCUUAUCGAGCUCCUCCUGUUUGCUUUCACCAUCCUUCUGCCCAUCACGGCAGCAGGCUACUUGUACUCCCCGGUUUUGGUCUGGAUCUUCACUCUGACCACUGUAUUGGCGUUCAGAACCGUUAAUGAGGUUGCGAAGAUCCUGGAACGUCCGUUCACAGCCUAUCCAAACAACCUACCUUUGCAACUGUUGCAAUACGAGUUCAACUUCCGGAUCGCGUUCCUCUGCAAGGAGUUCUUGCUUCCAACCCCAGGUGGAUCAUUGCGCAACAGCACAGAAACGGUACCGCCAGCCACAAGGGGUCCAGCAACGGAACAGAAUGACAAGAAAGCACCAAGUCUUACAGCCGAGAAAGCCGCUGAAGGGGCAGGAAAGGAAUCGACUCCUUUGCAGCCUCCGCCACCAAUCUCUCAGGCUGACAAGGCUGACCGUUGGCGCAAACUUCUGCAGCAAAAUGAAGCAGGUCGAUCUCUACAGAAAGGUACAACCCUUGUAGCCGCAGCAGUUGAGAAGCUCAAAGAACAGGGGCUUAUAGUGCAGGAAAGCGCAGAAAGAUCCGUUCCAGUCCGUGAUGGGAAGGGAGCAACGUCCCCCGAGAAGGCCAAAACUGAGCCUGACAACCCCGGUAUUCGACAGAAGGCUCUUCUCCAGCGAGUUGGCGAGGACUCGGAUGAGGAUGUGAAGGCAAGGAAGGUCGAUUACGGAGCAGCUCAGGACCCGCCACUAACGAAGGCCCAAAAUAUCACAAGAACCUCGAGCAAUGCUGCGUAUUCCCCCGAGCGCCGUUCGCUUUCAACCGGGCGAAUUCGAUCACCACCAAAGCCGUCUCGCCAAACCAGGGAGCCGCGUCCUGUGGAACCUCUCAACAUCAUGGUGGACCAGAAGAGAAAGCCCGCUCCUCAACGCUCGAACUCCGAAGCCGGUAGCUCUCACAUGCCGGAACGGAGGAGACCGUCAACUGGGGGUGCCGAUUCCAAUACUCACAAAGCAGUGACAACGCAGCGCGAUGAGGAAGGCCCUGCCAAGCAACGCGGCAUCCGCCCGUCCUUCAUCGAAACUGCAGAGAACCUGCUCGAGUCAGUGGCCAGCGACAAAUCAAGCAAUAAGCCAGACCCUCCCAAGAACCCGACGGCAAACGGGCAGAAUCCGAAGGCUCAGGAGAAGGUUGCUUACACACCGGGUCACCACGGAGACGAGGAUAACGGCGACAUCUGCUUGUACGAUGAAGAGGCUGCGGCUACUCCCGCACCAGCGAAAGAGUACUUGCCCUGGUGA
Molecule: messenger RNA, 1413 nt
Organism: Klebsormidium nitens
Lineage: Eukaryota; Viridiplantae; Streptophyta; Klebsormidiophyceae; Klebsormidiales; Klebsormidiaceae
Source: the annotation of a GenBank genome assembly